This is a messenger RNA of Mya arenaria, 1496 nucleotides long. RefSeq names its product ATP-sensitive inward rectifier potassium channel 1-like. Lineage: Eukaryota; Metazoa; Mollusca; Bivalvia; Myida; Myidae. Bases 173 to 1261 code for a protein of 362 amino acids. Gene Ontology annotation, molecular function: inward rectifier potassium channel activity. The record is from RefSeq and is a predicted model, not a curated record. The transcript is spliced from 2 exons. Gene Ontology annotation, biological process: regulation of monoatomic ion transmembrane transport; potassium ion import across plasma membrane. Gene Ontology annotation, cellular component: plasma membrane.
UUGAUAAAUGCAUGUCUAGAAUUUGAAUACAUUUUAGUGUAAAUUAAAUUUCGAAUGCAGGAGACUAAUUGAGACUGUUCAAUGUUCGAUGUCGUUGUUUCGUAAGCGUGAACAUUCGGUUAGGAGAACCUGAAUCACUUGUAAAUAAACUGUCAUUUUUCAUCAGGCAAUAAUGGGAUGGCAAACGAUUAAGCAGGGUCUCUUGACGCUGGUUCAUCGCGGCGGUGGCUCAGCGCGGAGCGACGGCACUGCGGGCAAACUGGCGGGAAGAAAGGGUCCGUCGCGUAUAGUGAACAGGGAGGGCAAGCUGCAAAUAUGCCUCAACCAAAUCUCCUUUGGCAAGCGUCGGCGGUACCUCCGGAGCCCUUUCACAACGUUACUGGAUCUAAAGUGGCGAUGGACCAUCGUCAUAUUCAUCGUAGGAUUUAUUAUAACGUGGCUGCUGUUCGCUGUGAUUUAUUACUUUAUAGCAAAGAAUAACGGUGACAUAGAAAAGCACGGCGACGUAACUCAUACACCGUGUCUAAGAAACGUUUAUAGUUUCACGUCGGCGUUUCUCUUUUCUCUCGAAUCCCAGCACACGAUCGGCUACGGUUCACGUAGCCCGACGUCGGAGUGCAGCGGGGCGGUGUUGAUGGUCUAUGUACAGUUUAUUGUCGGGGUGGCCGUGCAGUGUGUAACCGCCGGCCUCGUCGUCGCCAAGUUACAACUCGGCAAGCGAACGUCUAACGCUAUCAUCUUCAGCAAGCGCGCGUGCGUAGGGAAGUGCAAUAACCACGUGUGCGUGAUGGUCAGAAUAGCUAACGCCGGAACCGCGGAACUCUUGAACGCCAAAGGUUCCGGCGUUAUCAUUGAAAGACAUACUGAGCCGGAGACGGGUGGGGAAAUUCUCUCGGAAACUGUCAUAGAAUUUGUUUCCGAUAAUGGGAGCAGCAACCUUAAUCUCCUAUGGCCAACUGUCAUACACUGCCAAGUUAAAACGAACGAAGGAGCAUUUAUAAAAAGGCUCCAAAACGUAAGAACGGAGCUGAUACUGAUUAUAGAAGGCGUCGUAAACGCCACUGGACAGAACGUUCAGCUAAGGACGUCGUACCUGCCCCAUGAAAUUGAUGUCGGAAAACAGUUUAUAGAUAUCAGUCCACAGCUGGUGCAGACCCCGGGAAACGGAUCCUUCUAUUAUUCCGUGGAGUUUGAAGACUUUGAUGUUAUGGUAGCCGACGAACAGUGGGACUAUAGUCUGUGGUCACCUAGAAAUGCCUAAAUGAAUGAUGACAAUAACUGUCAGUUUAUAAUUUGUUUUCACUUAUUAAAAUAUCUUGUAAUUAUAAUACCUCUUGUAAGUUUGUAAAUUGAAUUGUUUUUUAUGUUAAUGUAUAUUUAUUAACAAAACAAUAAUAGUAAGAUAUACAGUGAGUUCGGUAUUUACGCUGUAUACUGUGACCUCUGUAGAGAAUAUAAUAGCGUAUGUACAUAAAAAGGCAAUUGAAAAAAGUGAA